Messenger RNA from Aphis gossypii (cotton aphid), 1440 nucleotides. RefSeq lists its product as uncharacterized. The transcript has 2 exons. NCBI's taxonomy places the organism in Eukaryota, Metazoa, Arthropoda, Insecta, Hemiptera, Aphididae. The coding region runs from base 215 to 1129 and encodes 304 amino acids. The record is from RefSeq and is a predicted model, not a curated record.
AUUUCCCAUUUAUGUUGGAAUCAUAGUGAUUAUGGGUUUAUGGUUAUUGAUAAAACUCGGGAAAUGAAUGAAGGAAGAUAUAGAUGUGGUUUUCAUACUUUUAUUAAAAUAAAAUAAAUGUAAGUAUAAAUAUAAAUAUAAAGUAUAACUGAAAUUAUAUACAUUGUGUUGUCAAUAGUCAUACGAUACAGUUAUAUUCACAUUAUUAUUUGAAAUGAUUAAAGAAAAAGUUUUAUUGGAAAAUUUAAUAACCUCAAAAAAAAAUAUAAAACGAAAAAUAAUGGAAAUGAAACGUGGUAUCAUAGAUUCCGACAACUAUUUUCGUGAAGCAUUUAAACCAAUAAUAGAACCAUUGAGCAACCAAAAAGAAAAGAAUACACAACCGGCUGAUGAAAUAAAACCGGAAACUUCAGACGUUAGUGAUGAUGAUAAUGAUAACGAAUUAAAUUCAUCAUUUUCAAAUUUUUUCAAUAAACGUCCUACAUCAAAACGAUAUGAUAAAUCAUAUGGUAUGUAUUAUGAUAAAGCCAGUGAUUCAUAUAAAAUAGGAGGCUACUCUGUAACUUUUAGUCAUGGUAACUUACAGUUAUUUAAUAAAUACUAUCCAUGGACUGAAGGACUAUGGUCUUUACUAUGUGAGAAAGAACCAAAAAAUACAACUCUACAAGAUAUGGAAUCUUAUUACAUUUUAAAAACUUCACGAGCUCAUUUAAAAGCAGAUGGGAAACCUAAAACCUCAAAGUUUCAUAAAUGGACGAAUGUUGUAAAACCUCUAUACGAUAGAAUGAAAAAUGAGGAAAAGCAAUUAAACGAAGAAAUAGAUAAAAUUAAUAACUCAAGAAAUCCUCGAUUAAGUUUAGCACAAAUUAACGAUCAUUUAUCUAGAUCUAACACUAAACGUAGUAAUAUUCAUAAUAAUACAACUAUACCAAAUGAUCCAUUUGAAUUUCGUCCAACAGCAAACAGUUCUAUGACUACAGAUCCAAAGAAUGAAAAAAUGUUUAACUUUACUGCAAUCCCAAAGGUUAAGAGAGGUUCUGGUUUAUAUAAAGAUGUAAUACCUCAAACACAAUUAGUUUAUUAUGACGAUCCGAAUGAACUAAAGAAUUACGCGAGAGAAAUAUUAUAGUAUAAUGACAAUCUUAACCAGUUUAGCUGAGGAGUUACAUGGACCAGCGAGAAAAAUAUUUCCUAGACGAAGCGUAGUAACACGGUUUAAAGAUGAUCUCUGGCAAGCUGAUUUAAUAGACAUGCAACCACAUUCUAGACAAAAUAAUGGUUUUAAAUUCAUUUUAAUUAUUAUAGAUACAUUUACCAAGUAUGUGUGGGUAGAAGCACUAAAAAAUAAAACAGCAAAGGAGUGUACAAAAGGUAUAAUAAAAAUAUUAAAAAAAAAUCAACCAAAAUUAUUACAAACAGAUAACGGAACAGAAUUUUACA